This is a messenger RNA of Didymosphaeria variabile, 1158 nucleotides long. RefSeq lists its product as uncharacterized. The coding region runs from base 1 to 1158 and encodes 385 amino acids. Gene Ontology annotation, molecular function: starch binding. The record is from RefSeq and is a predicted model, not a curated record. The transcript has 3 exons. Lineage: Eukaryota; Fungi; Ascomycota; Dothideomycetes; Pleosporales; Didymosphaeriaceae.
AUGCUUUCUUCGCUUGUUCAGACCUUGGCUUUCGCCACUUCGGUGGCCGCUCAUGGUUACCUUAGUUCUCCAAUGAGCCGGACGGGUUUGAACGCUCAGGCUGGAGUGGACACUUGCCCCGAGUGCACGAUCCUGGAGCCAGUCACUGCUUGGCCUGAUCUUGACUCUGCCCAAGUGGGUCGAAGUGGGCCGUGUGGAUAUAAUUCCCGAGUCAGUGUAGACUACAAUCAGCCUGGUCCGAAGUGGGGAUCGCAGCCAGUCAUCACAUACAACGCUGGCGAUGUGGUAGAUGUACAGUGGUGUCUCGACCACAAUGGUGACCAUGGAGGCAUGUUCACUUACCGAAUUUGCCAGGACCAGGCCCUGGUGGACAAAUUCCUCGACCCCUCGUACCUACCUACGGACGCAGAGAAGCAGGCUGCUGAAGACUGCUUCACGGCGGGCGAGCUCAAAUGUACCGAUGUUGCCGGCCAGACGUGCGACUACAAUGCCGACUGUACCUCCGACCAAGCGUGCUGGCGUAACGACUGGUUCACUUGCAAAGGGUUCCAGGACACCAAGUGCCAAGGUGUAGACAACGCGCCGCUCAACUCGUGCUACACGAGCAUUGCCGGGGGCUACACUGUCAGCUCGAAGAUCAAGAUUCCGAACUACACUUCCAACCACACGCUACUUUCCUUCAAGUGGAAUUCUUUCCAGACUCCGCAAAUAUACUUGACGUGUGCCGAUAUCGCCAUCGGGGGUUCAGGAGGCUCGAAUCCCGCCCCAAGCUCAAGCUCGACCAAAACGGCUACUGCAACGGCAACGGCAACCAAGACGACCUCAAGUGCAGCCUCGACGGCAACCGGUGGUGCGGUAGCGGUGACCUUCAACGAGAAGGCCACGACAUCCUACGGCCAGACGAUCAAGAUCGCGGGUUCCAUCUCCCAGCUCGGCAGCUGGGACUCGUCGAAGGCCGCAGCGCUAUCGGCUUCUCAGUAUACCUCGUCGAACCCGCUCUGGUCGGCAACCCUUAGCCUGCCGGCAGGUACAAGCUUUGAGUACAAGUUCAUUAAGGUUGAGUCGAGCGGAUCGGUCACGUACGAGUCGGGUGACAAUAGAAAGUACACCGUUCCCACGACCGGCUCGACUGUGACGGUUGAGACCACUUGGAAGUGA